Messenger RNA from Drosophila nasuta, 879 nucleotides. RefSeq names its product O-6-alkylguanine-DNA alkyltransferase (gene agt). Gene Ontology annotation, biological process: DNA repair. The record is from RefSeq and is a predicted model, not a curated record. Bases 103 to 666 code for a protein of 187 amino acids. Gene Ontology annotation, molecular function: methylated-DNA-[protein]-cysteine S-methyltransferase activity. Lineage: Eukaryota; Metazoa; Arthropoda; Insecta; Diptera; Drosophilidae. The transcript has a single exon.
CGAGGCUUAGAACGAUAUCAAAAAUAUCGAUAACCCGAUGUUCACCAUUCAGUCAGAAGGCAACCAAACUAACAUUUUGAAAUACUAAAUAGGAAAACUAAUAUGUGGCUAACAAAUAACUUGCAAGUGUCCUUAACACACUUAAAGGCAACGCCAAAGAUCAUUAAAUAUGGUUUUAUGGAUUCGAAAUUUGGACAAUUGCUGCUGGGACUCACAACCAUAGCAAAGGGCGCUAAAAGCUGCAACGCAAUUUGCGUAUUGUAUUUUAUACAAGAAAACGAAAUUGCAACAUUGAAAGAGGUGCAGCAACGUUGGCCCAACGUAGAAUUCAUGGAGGAUGCUGAAUCCAUUGAUCAAGUCAUCGAAAUCCUAUCGAUCGAUAAGGAGAACACCGCUGCAAUCGACGUUGCUGUUGUGGGAACAGAUUUACAGUUUGCCGUUUGGAACGAAUUGAUUAAAUUAAAGGCGGGCAAAACAUUGACUUACAGCGAACUAGCUGAGCUGGUGCAGCGUCCCAAGGCGGUGCGAGCGGUGGCAAAUGCUGUGGCAAAGAAUGAGGUGUCCAUUCUGAUACCUUGUCAUCGUAUUGUAUCCAAAAGCGGCGCUGUUAAAUAUCAUUGGGGUGCAAAGCUUAAGAGCGAUUUGUUGGCAUACGAAGCAAAAUAAAUAUAAAUCUAUAAUUUAAAAAUUCACUUUUAUUGAAAUUCAGCUCCGGACUCGUUUUUUUUCAUUUAACUUCGAACCUAAGAUUGUUCUUAUUCUGUGUGUGGUGUCUUAUAAAAAAACAAAUGACAAAUUCAACUGAAAUGCAAACAGGCUCAAGAGAUUGUGCAUCCCUGGCAUUAUCCAUAUAGCUAAUGCCCGCAGAUCCUACUUAAA